Lytechinus pictus (painted urchin) is the source of this 2799-nucleotide messenger RNA. RefSeq names its product mitochondrial potassium channel ATP-binding subunit-like. Gene Ontology annotation, molecular function: ATP binding; ABC-type oligopeptide transporter activity. The record is from RefSeq and is a predicted model, not a curated record. Gene Ontology annotation, biological process: oligopeptide export from mitochondrion. Bases 28 to 1641 code for a protein of 537 amino acids. Gene Ontology annotation, cellular component: mitochondrial inner membrane. NCBI's taxonomy places the organism in Eukaryota, Metazoa, Echinodermata, Echinoidea, Temnopleuroida, Toxopneustidae. The transcript is spliced from 10 exons.
AAUUUGGCGCUCCAUACAUCUGAGUUAAUGCCGACGACUGCGGCAUUUAGAGCGAAUAAUAUGCUGUACUUUGCCGGAAAACUCAAGCCGUCAUCGGUAAUACCGAGAAAAUUUAGGGCAGGAUGGAACUGGAUGACAGAUUUACCAAAAAGUAGGCAAUUCUGUGGCUUGGAUAUUGGACAGAACAACAAAAACUUUACCAUGCUUAGGUUUUCACUCCUUCACCAAUUCAGGGCGCUGCCUGCUCGAUCGACACCGCCCUCCUUCCGCCAUCUCUUAAGACAUUGCGUGCGCAGGAUUCAGGGUCAAGGGUCUAUCUUGAAGGGCGAGAGAGGAAUUAAAGGGACAUGGACGCCUUCUCGGACGCUGGCCUUCGGGGUCGGAGCCGGGGUAGCUCUGCAUACCGGUUCCAGAAUACAUCGGGCAGAAUGUACAUUUAAAGCAACUGGAGCCACAAGGCUCCUGGAGAAGGAGACCAACGGAUCCGGCCUGGAGACCAACGGCGGGGAGCACUUCUGGGAGGUCCUCAAGUUCUUGAGGGAAGACGUCCUGUAUCUCCUGUUAGCUGUUGCAAGCGCUAUGUUAGCUGCCUUCAUCAACGUUCAGAUUCCCUUGCUUCUUGGUGACCUCGUGCAGGUGGUGUCAGAGUUCACUGGCAGAGAGCAUGCUGGGAACUAUCUAGAAGCCGUUGCUCGGCCAGCCCUCCGUCUUACGUCAGCUUAUGGCAUCCAGGCAGUAUGUACCUGUAGUUACAUUGCUAUCCUCUCCUCCGUCGGAGAAAGGUUGGCAUCCAGGCUCCGAACAGCUCUCUUUAGCUCUCUCCUCAAACAAGACAUAGCCUUCUUCGACGUACAUCAUACGGGUGAAUUAGUGAACAGGUUAUCAGCUGAUGUACAAGAUUUCAAGAGUUCAUUCAAGUUAUGCGUCUCUCAGGGAUUAAGAGGAACAACACAAAUAGCAGGGUCAGUGAUCUGUAUGUACAGCCUAUCACCAAAGCUGACCGGUGUACUGGUUAUCACUUUACCAGUCAUAGUCCUAGCUGGUGCUGCCAUAGGUACUGUGUUGAGAAACCUAUCCAGGGAUGCCCAAGAACAGACAUCAAGGGCCAUGUCUGUGGCGGACGAAGCUCUGGCAAACAUGAGAACUGUCCGAGCCUUUGCCAUGGAGGAGCAAGAGGCUGCCCUCUUUAGGCAGGAGUUGGAAAGGGCAAGUGGUCUUCAAUCUCGACUUGGUUUCGGCAUCGGCUUGUUCCAGGGACUCACUAAUUUAGCUCUUAAUGGUCUCGUGUUGGGCGUGGUCUACUACGGCGGCUAUCUAAUGUCGUCCAAUGAGGUUCAAGCGGGUCAACUCAUGUCUUUCCUUGUUGCAUCACAAAAUGUCCAGCGGUCACUUGCAGCUAUUUCUAUCCUCUUUGGUCAAGCGGUCAGGGGGGUUAGUGCUGCUGGUCGAGUAAUGGAGUAUAUCAAAAUGGAACCCAGUAUUCCUUUGACCGGGGGCAAGUGUAUACCAUACCACAGUCUCUAUGCCAACGUAGAAUUUGACAAGGUGACUUUCAGCUAUCCUUCAAGACCAGAGCAGGUAAGUGAAUAUUUUCUUCCAUGUUUGCAAACAAAUUCAUUGAUUGAUUUUAUGUAUCUCUAAUUCUCAUAAAAUGUUAGAGGCAAAAGAAAAAUAUUCAAGCAAUGCAAAGAAUAUGGGGAGCCAGCAGAAGGCCAUUCAUCAAGAUUAGUCUUCAUUGAUUUUCGGUGUAAAAAAUUGUCUUUUCAUUUUCUGUUUCAGUGUGAUCUAAAAUGGAAAGUCCAUUUUGUCAUAGAACUAUAUACACAGCAAAAACAGAAUUAUGUUUUGCGAAGGAAAAUUUUGUCAUUAAAAGAAAAGAACCAAACAAAUUUUACAUAUUUAUUUACCAGUAGAUUGAAAACUGCCUAUCCCUAUGUUACUUUGUUUUUUUUCUAAAAUGAGUGUGUAGUCCUCAAUAGGACUGUAAACAGACCUGCCAACCAAUACGUUUUAGACGUAUUUAGUACGUUUUUGCAACCAAAAUACGGCAGUACGUUUUUUCUUUAAAAAUGUGUUUUUUGUAUUAAAAAAAAUGUUUUUUUUUUUUAUACAAAAUCGUAAUUUAUUGAGAAAAAUCAUCUCAAUAUGUCUCUAUUUCAUAAAACGUAUACAAAUAUGGUUAUUAGAUCAAUGUAAUUUCAGGUAACUUGUUUUUUUUCAAUCAUUUUGUUAAAACCAGGGUGAGAUAUACACAUGUUUCAAUGUUUUUUUGUUUUUUUUAUCUGCAAGAGCAGUGCGCAUUAUAGCUUGCAUGCAGCUUGAACGCCGCGAUGAGCGAGUGCGCCAAGCAUUUUAUUAUGAAAUACUUUUUUUGGGGGAAAAAUACACUUUUGGCAGGGUCUGUGUAAAUCAGAAAAGUUGAGAGUCUUGACUAGUUGGAGAGAUGAGUGACGGCUAUCUUGAGUCGCCGAGUUGAGUUGGUAAACUUUUAGUUGACACAUUUGCUCUUGCGACAUUUCUUGAUAUCCCAGAGGGCCUAGGGUUAGAAUUGGGAAUGUAAUAGACUUUCUGGUUCAUAAUCAUGUAAAGAUAAGAGUUAUGAUUGAUCUGAUCAAUCCCAACUAUGUCUUUCUCUAUCCAUUUAUCACUAACUCUUUCUUUCUCUCUCUUUUCCUCUCUUUCUUUCUCCCUCUCUCUUCAUCUUCUCUUUUAUCUCUUAGCAUCACUCUGUCAUUUUUAACCAGCUCUACAUAGAUUGAACCAAAAGAAGAACGGCAGAUGAAACAAUUAUAUAUAUCU